Triplophysa rosa is the source of this 4538-nucleotide messenger RNA. RefSeq names its product dynamin 3b (gene dnm3b). Bases 546 to 3047 code for a protein of 833 amino acids. NCBI's taxonomy places the organism in Eukaryota, Metazoa, Chordata, Actinopteri, Cypriniformes, Nemacheilidae. The record is from RefSeq and is a predicted model, not a curated record. The transcript has 21 exons. Gene Ontology annotation, molecular function: GTPase activity; microtubule binding; GTP binding. Gene Ontology annotation, cellular component: cytoplasm; membrane; microtubule.
AGAUUUAUGCCGUAGUGGUGAAAAUCUAAAUGACAGCAAGGAUGUUUUUAAGAAAAAACAUCUAUAUAUGUCUGGGGAAAAAAUUGGUCGUGGUCGACGUGAUAUUCCAGCCUCCGAGUACUUAACCGUAGGGGUGUCCGUGCGAGUUCUACUACAGCCAAGGCUUGCCUCAUGAAUAUGAAUUACGUCACCCAUUCUCGCUAACUGAUUGGUGAAACGGCUCGACGUUUGUACGUGGGCGCAGGUGAGAUGGCCAACCAGCGAGCCCUAUAGAGUUAAAGUCGCAGCUCAUGAAUGGUUAUGAGAUGUCGUGACUGGACGUCGCUCACGAGGUGAAGGUUUUACCGUAAUGAAGCAGAGCGGAUAAAUCUCCGCUAGAGCGAGGCGAAGAGCGCGUCAAUCAUCGACUGAGAAGAAGCGAUUCGUGCUUAUUUGGACAGAAAGACACACAUAUGUGUAUGCCAGUGCUCGGCUUUAUUCAGCACUCAUAAGACAUUAAUAACGGGAUCUGAGGCUGUUAUCGCGCAUCAGCACCCGUCGUCAUCAUGGGUAACAGAGGCAUGGAGGAUCUCAUCCCGCUGGUGAACCGGCUGCAGGACGCCUUCAGCUCCAUCGGACAGAGCUGUAACCUCGACCUGCCGCAGAUCGCUGUGGUGGGAGGACAGAGCGCCGGCAAGAGCUCCGUGCUGGAGAACUUCGUGGGCAAGGAUUUUCUGCCUCGUGGCUCUGGAAUUGUCACCCGCAGACCUCUCGUUCUUCAGCUCAUCACUUCCAACACAGAGUGGGCAGAGUUUCUGCACUGCAAAGGGAAGAAGUUCACCGAUUUUGAUGAAGUCCGUCAAGAGAUUGAAGCCGAGACGGACCGGGUCACUGGGGCAAAUAAGGGCAUUUCUCCCGUUCCCAUCAAUCUGAGGGUGUCUUCCCCUCACGUGCUAAAUUUGACGCUCAUAGACCUGCCCGGCAUCACUAAAGUUCCAGUGGGAGAUCAGCCGGCAGACAUCGAGCAUCAGGUCCGUGAUAUGAUCAUGCAGUUCAUAUCUCGAGAGAGCUGUCUGAUUCUGGCCGUCACCCCCGCUAACACUGACCUGGCCAACUCUGAUGCUCUGAAACUGGCCAAAGACGUCGACCCGCAGGGUCAGAGAACCAUCGGUGUGAUCACUAAACUAGACCUGAUGGAUGAAGGUACAGACGCUCGAGAGGUUUUAGAGAACAAGCUGCUUCCUCUCCGUAGAGGUUAUACUGGGGUGGUGAACCGAAGUCAGAAGGACAUUGAUGGGAAGAAGGACAUUAAAGCCGCUCUGGCAGCCGAGAGGAAGUUCUUUCUCUCUCAUCCAUCCUACAGACACCUGGCUGACAGCAUGGGCACCCCACACCUGCAGAGAGUCCUCAAUCAGCAACUGACCAAUCACAUCCGGGAUACUCUGCCAGCGUUCCGCAGUAAACUGCAGUCACAACUUCUCGCUCUGGACCGAGAAGCUGAAGAGUAUCGACACUACCAGCCCGAUGAUCCGUCACGCAAGACCAAGGCCCUUUUACAGAUGGUCCAACAGUUCUCUGUAGAUUUUGAGAAGCGCAUUGAAGGUUCUGGUGAUCAGGUGGACACUGUGGAGCUGUCGGGCGGAGCCAAGAUUAACCGCAUCUUCCACGAGCGCUUUCCCUUCGAGCUGGUCAAGAUGGAGUGCAAUGAGAAAGAAAUGCGGCGUGAAAUCAGCUACGCCAUCAAGAACAUUCACGGUAUCAGGACGGGUUUGUUUACACCUGACAUGGCCUUUGAGGCUAUCGUGAAGAAACAGGUGGUGAAGUUAAAGGAGCCGUGCAUUAAAUGUAUUGAUCUGGUGGUUCAAGAGCUGAUCAACACCGUCCGUCAGUGCUCCAAUAAGCUGGAUUCUUUCCCUCGACUGCAAGAGGAAACCGAGCGGAUUGUGACGUCUUAUAUACGUGACAGAGAGAGCUGUGCUAAAGAACAGGUUUUGUUGCUUAUUGAUGUUCAGCUGGCAUACAUCAACACAAACCACGAGGAUUUCAUCGGCUUCGCAAAUGCUCAGCAGAGAAGCAGUCAGGCAAACAAGAAGAGUUCAGCUGGAAAUCAGGUGAUUCGUAAGGGCUGGUUGACCAUCAACAAUAUCAGCAUCAUGAAAGGAGGAGCGAAGGAGUACUGGUUUGUGCUGACUGCUGAGAGUCUGUCCUGGUUCAAAGAUGAUGAGGAGAAAGAGAAGAAGUACAUGCUGCCAUUGGACAACCUCAAGGUACGAGACGUAGAGAAAAGCUUCAUGUCAAGCAAGCACAUGUUUGCCAUCUUCAACACAGAACAACGAAAUGUUUUUAAGGACAAUCGGUUUCUGGAGUUGGCAUGUGACACUCUGGAGGAGGUGGACAGCUGGAGAGCAUCGCUUCUGCGCGCCGGAGUUUAUCCAGAAAAGGCUUCUGUGGAAAGUGAAAGUUCUGGUCAAUCUGAGAACUUCUCCAUGGAUCCUCAGCUGGAGAGAAAAGUGGAGACGAUCCGUAACCUGGUGGACUCCUAUAUGGCCAUUGUUAGCAAAUGCAUCCGUGACCUUAUGCCCAAAUCCAUUAUGCACCUCAUGAUCAAUAAUGUGAAAGACUUCAUUAACGCUGAGCUUUUGGCUCAGCUCUAUUCGGCUGGAGAUCAGAACGCUCUGAUGGAUGAGUCGCAGGAGCAGGUGCAGCGCAGGGAAGAGGUUCUGCGCACUCAUCACGCUCUGAAAGAGGCUCUGGGCAUCAUUGGAGAUAUUUCCAGCACCACCAUCUCCACUCCACUGCCUCCUCCUGUGGACAACUCAUGGCUACAUACUGGACAGAGCGGCUCUCGCAGGUCUCCUCCACCCAGUCCAACCGCCCCGCGCAGGAUGUCAGCGGGUCAGAAGCCGGCCGGUAGAGGAGCUCCUCCACCUCCAUCCCGUCCAGGACCUUUAGGGCCCUUAAAUAACAGCGCUGACAGCCCGCAAGUUCCCAGUCGGCCCAACAGAGCGCCCCCUAGCAUUCCCAGCCGUCGGCCACCACCUUCCCCAACCAGACAGGUUCCUCCGUAAACCUCUGUUACUGCUCUUUCUGUCCGCUUCUCAUUUAAACAAUGAAACAACAUGUGUGUGGUGUACCGAAGCUCUGGAUGAUGUAAGAAGCUCAAUGUAAAGCCUGCAUGUUUCUCUUGUGUAUUUCUGCUCUGUCGUGCUGGUGUCAGUUUUGUGUUUUUGUGUCAGUGCCUGUGAUUGACUUCACUUCAUUCCGUCUGUCUAACUGGAACACGCUCUUCUGCCAUCAUGAAAUGACUUUUUCUUGCAAUGCAUGGGUUUGUUUUUCGGUCACGCUAUAUCUCAUCAUACGUGUGUGUGUGUGUGUGUGUGUGUGUGUGUGUGUGUGUGUGUGUGUGUGUGUGUGUGUGUGAUUCACGUGUAAUCUAGUUGAAUAUUGUUGUGUUUCCUCUGAUAGCACUCACUGUUGAAGCAGGUUUUCUUUCUUUAACUGUAGUACAUAUGCUGAAAGGAGAUAUUUCUUUCACUUGUUGUGAAUAGUUUCUCACUUGCUAAAGGUGAAUGGCUCCUGUUAUACACAACACACAGGACUAGUGCGCGGCGCGCUGCCUAAUAAUAAUGUUCUAGUUCAUCUAAACUUGAAAGCGAAUGCUUUAGAUGCUUCAGUAAGCCAGCGGUGUGCGUGUCAGAUAUCUAGAAUGCCAGACAAUAAUCCAGUACAGUUUUCCCAUACUUUUGCAAUAAGUCCAGCCGUUUGUGUCGUUUUGUAAGUGUACGUGAGUCUGUAUGGCUCUUGUCAGUAAUAUUGAAGCGUUAAUCAAUAUAGAAGUGUUUGUUUCUUGUACCCAUGUUAAGUAAUGAUGCCACACAUACUUUAUUAUUCGAGGGGCCUAGUUGAGACAAGCAUGCAGGGACAUUAAUCCUCGAUGAGUGUACAGAUGAAUAUAUGAAGCUGUAGGUUUCUCAGGGUCAAAGAUUGAAGUGAGGUUAGUGUGUACUUACAGUAUGAAGACAUACACUGAGGUGUGUUCCACAGUUUGGGUAGAUGAAGGCGUGUUAUCAGUAGUGCUUAUUAACUGACAGUUAACAGUAUGACUAUUUCUCAUCCAUAGCGUUUGUGAUGUGAACAGUAUGAAACUUCAGCGCAUAACACACUGUAUGUGCUAUAAAACGUGAAACGAGAGCUCGCAUGAAAAGUUUUCCGUCAUCUGUCAGUAUUAUUGAAACAAUGUUGAAAUAUUCUUUUGUAUUCACCACUGACUUUUAGAAUAGUGGAUUCAUUGCAUUGGGCACUGAAAGUUUCAAACAGAGUCAAGACAUCCUCAACAGUGAAGCGACUGAUUCUUCAUCUGAGGAUUAAAGAUUCACACACACUUUGGAUUGGAUGAAUGCUGGAAAUGUGUCGUUUGAUUUGAAAUGUGGUCUAAUAAGUUAUUUAAAUGGGAUGCACUCCCUCUUGUAUGUUUCACUAUGGCUUGAUGUACUGUACCUUCAUAUGUAUGAAAUUAAAUAUAUUAAAGAAUAUGACACAGAGAGCGUCUGAAGCGUGUC